CCGUGUCCCCGCCCGGCGGCGGGGCCGGGUCGGUGCGGGACCCCGGGGGCCAGCCUUAAGUGUUUCUGUGCCUGGACCACGGCAGCAUGUCGACAGAAAAGCUCAAGCAGCACAAAAUCAUCUUUGUGGUGGGUGGCCCUGGCUCGGGCAAAGGGACACAGUGUGAGAAGAUCGUGCAGAAGUAUGGCUACACCCACCUGUCCACGGGGGACCUGCUGCGGGCAGAGGUCAGCUCGGGCUCGGAGCGGGGCAAGAAGCUGCAGGCCAUCAUGGAGAAGGGAGAGCUGGUGCCCCUGGACACGGUGCUGGACAUGCUGCGGGAUGCCAUGGUGGCCAAAGCAGACGUGUCCAAGGGCUUCCUGAUCGACGGAUACCCCCGCGAGGUGAAGCAGGGAGAGGAGUUUGAAAAGAAGAUCGCGCCCCCCACGCUGCUGCUCUACGUGGAUGCGGGGAAGGACACAAUGGUGAAACGCCUGCUGAAGCGAGGAGAGACCAGUGGGAGGGUGGAUGACAAUGAGGAGACCAUCAAGAAGCGUCUGGAGACCUACUACAAGGCCACUGAGCCUGUCAUUGCCUUCUACAAGAGCAGAGGCAUCGUCCGCCAGCUCAACGCCGAGGGCUCUGUGGAGGAGGUUUUCCAGCAGGUCUGCACCCACCUGGACUGCCUGUAACCGAACCCCCGGCCCCAAUUCCCCCAGUGCACUCCAGCAGAGACAGCGGAAGCGGCUUUAUCCUGUUUUCGUGGACGGAGCCGUGCGGAGGAAAUUUCAAGGACAUUGUGUUUGGCUCUUUCCCGUCUCUCCCCAGUAAAGUUCACUUUAAUGAA
Molecule: messenger RNA, 826 nt
Organism: Pyrgilauda ruficollis (rufous-necked snowfinch)
Lineage: Eukaryota; Metazoa; Chordata; Aves; Passeriformes; Passeridae
Gene: AK1
Product: adenylate kinase 1
Exons: 7
Coding region: 87-671 (194 amino acids)
Biological process (GO): ATP metabolic process; nucleoside triphosphate biosynthetic process
Cellular component (GO): cytosol; cytoplasm
Molecular function (GO): ATP binding; nucleoside diphosphate kinase activity; AMP kinase activity
Source: RefSeq, a predicted model, not a curated record